Chanos chanos (milkfish) is the source of this 2291-nucleotide messenger RNA. RefSeq names its product synaptotagmin-like 1 (gene sytl1). Gene Ontology annotation, molecular function: neurexin family protein binding; small GTPase binding. The transcript is spliced from 16 exons. Gene Ontology annotation, biological process: exocytosis; intracellular protein transport. The record is from RefSeq and is a predicted model, not a curated record. Gene Ontology annotation, cellular component: plasma membrane; exocytic vesicle. The coding region runs from base 271 to 1878 and encodes 535 amino acids. Lineage: Eukaryota; Metazoa; Chordata; Actinopteri; Gonorynchiformes; Chanidae.
GUAACACUCGCACACCCAUUCGGGUAUAGAUGCACGUACUUAUAGACUCUUGGCAACGACUGGUGCUGCGUUGUGGUCCGGUUCGUGUUUUGCACAGCGCCGGAGGAGAAUACACGCCGUCAAUCGUUUAAUCAGCCAGAAACGAGAGUUUAUAGGAGACGAGUCUCAUUGACAAGAGAGAAACUGGGAUUAAAUGGGGGAGAAAUGAUAUCGGUUGAGAUGACAUGCUGAAACUGAAAUGAGUGACACUGAUUGGUCAGACUGAAAUAUAUGAUGGAGGGGCAGUCCCUGCUGGAUCUGGGUCAUCUGACCGAGACAGAGCAAGAAGCCAUUUUAAAGGUGCUGCUGAGAGACGCAGAGCUACGCAGCAAGGAGGAAAAACGACUCAGGAAGAUCCAGCAGACUGCAGUGGACCCUAAGCACUUUCGCUCCCUGUCAGGGGCGUGGUUUAGAGAGGAACGAGCGAAACGACACCAGAAGGGCGGAGUCGACAUCGUCCACGCCUCAUUACGGCUGAAGGGGCGGGACAAAGAUUUGCCUUUGGAAGGAGUGUUUCAGAGACAGGGAAAGCAAAAAAAUUUGUUGCCUGAAGAAGAUUGUAAAGAAGAGGAAGAGGUUGUAGUGGAGCAGGAGACAGGAGAAGAAGAAGAGGAGAAGACAGGAGAAGAGCAAAGGGGAGAAAGUCCUGAAGUGCAGGUGUCCCCAGUACCACGACCCAGGACCAGAAAGCCCCAGCCACAGGAGGUCACAAAGGACAAGACUCCACAAUUCAUAGAUAUAGAGGACAACAGACUGCUCCACCCAUACUCAUCGUUACAGGUGCAGGGGGAUGUAUCAGACAGUGACACAGACUUCAGUAGGAAUGAUCUGAACCAGAAUAAACUGGGAUCCAUCAUCAGUCUGCGGUCUAAUAACACGUUCAGUGGCAGUAUGAUGAGUUUGUUCAGUGUUGGAGAUUAUGGAGGUGUGGUCGUAACUGGGCAGAUCCAGUUUGCCUUGCAGUAUGAUACCAAGAAGGAGGAGCUUCAUGUGCGAGUGGUCCGCUGCCAAGACCUUGCCCCAGCCCGCAAGAACCGCUCUGACCCGUAUGUCAAGGUUUACCUCCUCCCAGACAACACAUCUCGCAGCAAGAGAAAGACCUCGGUGAAGAAGAAAACUCUGAACCCUGUCUAUGACGAAACCUUGAGAUAUAAAGUACGCAGGCCUGACUUGAAGGCACGUGUGCUCAGCGUUUCUGUCUGGCACCAGGAGAGAGUGAAGAGAAACGUCUUUCUGGGUGAGGUGGAGGUGCCGCUGAGUCGGUGGGACUGGGGACAGAGCCAGCCCACCUGGCACAACCUCCAACCCAGGGUUCAGAUCAGUUCUGAUGCCAUCAGCAGCAGAGGGACUAUUUUGAUGUCCCUAAAGUUCAUACCACCUGGCUCUGAAGGCGACGGCCUUCCUGUGACAGGUGAACUUCAUAUUUGGCUACGGGAGGCAGUUGGACUCCUUCCAACCAAACGUGGAGCACCAAACACUUUCAUUAAAAGUGUGGUGUUACCGGAUGAGGGUGGAUUUAGUGGUCAGCAGACGCGUAUGAUUCGUGGUACAGUCAGUCCUCUCUUUAACCACACAAUGGUGUAUGACGGUCUCCAUGCCAGUGACCUCCCUCAGGCCUGUGCAGAGGUCACUGUGUGGGCCACACACACACACUCCACAUACUGUCUUGGAGGAGUCCGACUCAGCACCGGCACGGGUACCAGCUACGGUCAAGAUGUCGACUGGAUGGACUCUACCGAAGAAGAGACAAGCGUUUGGAAAACAGUCAUUAAGAACCCGAACACCUGGGUGGACACGGCGCUACCAAUCAGAACCAACCUGCAGGCUCGGCACGAAUAGCUCCUGAAUUCAGAAUGCAUUAGCCAUAUGAGCAGAUAGGAAGAGAGAGAGGGAAAAAAAACCCCAACUCUCAUCUAACUAAAAUAAACACGACUGUCUGUGUUUUCAGCAUUAGAGGCUUGGACCAGUUCACAGUGGCAUGGCUCAUUAUGGUUCUUUUACGCUAACUGGCUUAUGUUCAAUUAAACUGGACCACGGAAAUAUCUAGAGAAAACAAAAAAAAAAAAAAACUGAGAUUAGAUUACAUCCUCGACAUUCCUAAUCAAGCACUUUUAGGUCUGACUGAAAUAGAGCUGUUUGUUUGACUUUUAGCUAUCACUGAGGUAGAGCUGUUUGUUUUGACUAGCACCAUAACAAAAGUUUUUGUUCAUAUUGUAUAUGGAUGGAAUGGAGAAAUGAAAUGGAGAUGAAAC